Messenger RNA from Lolium rigidum, 1541 nucleotides. RefSeq names its product phloretin 2'-O-glucosyltransferase-like. Gene Ontology annotation, molecular function: UDP-glycosyltransferase activity. The record is from RefSeq and is a predicted model, not a curated record. The transcript is spliced from 2 exons. The coding region runs from base 74 to 1489 and encodes 471 amino acids. NCBI's taxonomy places the organism in Eukaryota, Viridiplantae, Streptophyta, Magnoliopsida, Poales, Poaceae.
ACCCCGAUCGAUUGCCUGUCUCUCCCAUUCAGAGUUCACAACACACAAGCACAACACCACCAGAGAAGCAAAUAUGCAGAGCACCAUCGUGCUUUACACAUGGAUGGUCAGGGGCCACCUCCACCCCACGACGCAGCUCGCCGACCACCUCGCCGAUCUUGGCCUUCCUAUUACCGUCGCCGUCGCCGACGUUCCGUCUACCGGCAACUCCUCUGAGACCAUUGCCCGUCUCGCUGCGGCCUAUCCUUCCGUCUCCUUCCACCUACUCCAUCCGGUAGCGACCCGAUCCGCUGAAACGGCUGAUCCCGACGCCGAUCCUUUCAUCGCCCUCAUCGCCGACAUCCGCGCCACCAACGCUGCCCUCCUCGCCUUCCUGAGUUCCAUCGGGCCCGUCAAGGCUCUCGUGGCCGACUUCUUCUGCGCGUACGGGUUUGACGCCGCCGCGGAGCUCGGCGUCCCGGCAUACCUGUUCUUCGCCUCAGGCGCGUCGGUCCUCGCGGCCUACCUGCAAAUCCCCAUGAUGCGCACCGACGUGUCCUUCGGGGACAUGGGGCACAACCUGCUGCAGUUCCCUGGAGUUCACCCGAUUCCGGCGUCCGACCUGCCGGAAGUGCUGCUCGAUCGCGACAACAACCAGUACAAGACAUUUCUUGGCCUCCUGGAGCAGCUGCCGAGAGCGAAGGGCAUCCUGUCGAACACGUUCGAGUGGCUGGAGCCCCGCGCCGUGAAGGCGAUAAAAGACGGGACUGUCCGUCCCGGCGAGGCAGUACCGCCAUUCUUCUCCGUCGGUCCAUUGGUCGGCGAGGAGAGGGAAAGCAACGCAAAGCACGAAUGCCUACGGUGGCUGGACAGCCAGCCUGCGCGGAGCGUAGUAUUCCUCUGCUUCGGGAGCGCCAGCUCGGUGCCCGCGGAGCAGCUAAAGGAGAUCGCCGUGGGGCUGGAGAGGAGCGGUCACGCGUUCCUCUGGGCCGUGCGCGCGCCCGUGGCACCGGACGCUGACUCCACGAAGCGGUUCGAGGGGCGGGGCGAGGCGGCGGUGGAGGCGCUGCUGCCGGAUGGAUUCUUGGACAGGACGAGAGGACGCGGCAUGGUGGUGUCGUCCUGGGCGCCGCAGGUGGAGGUGCUCCGGCACCCGGCGACGGGCGCGUUCGUGACGCACUGCGGCUGGAACUCCACGCUGGAGGCUGUCGCGGCUGGGGUGCCGAUGGUUUGCUGGCCGAUGUACGCGGAGCAGAGGAUGAAUAAGGUGUUCAUCGUGGAGGAGAUGAAACUUGGGGUGGCCAUGGACGGCUACGACGAGGGAACGGUGAAAGCGGGAGUGGUGGAGGCGAAGGUGAGGCUGGUCAUGGAGUCCGAGCAAGGGAAGGAGAUCAGGGAGAGGACGAGGCUAGCGAAACAGAUGGCCGCCGAUGCGCUGGAGUCCGGUGGAUCGUCAACGGCAGCGGUUGUUGACUUUCUCAACAGUUUGAACAUUUCUAUACACCACUAAAUCGGUUGAGUGGCUUUUACUUAUGUAUUGAGUGGAAUGGGGGAGUGUACGU